Coffea arabica (coffee) is the source of this 1368-nucleotide messenger RNA. Its product is annotated as meiotic recombination protein SPO11-2. NCBI's taxonomy places the organism in Eukaryota, Viridiplantae, Streptophyta, Magnoliopsida, Gentianales, Rubiaceae. Gene Ontology annotation, biological process: meiotic DNA double-strand break processing; meiotic DNA double-strand break formation; reciprocal meiotic recombination. Gene Ontology annotation, cellular component: nuclear chromosome. The record is from RefSeq and is a predicted model, not a curated record. Gene Ontology annotation, molecular function: DNA binding; ATP binding; DNA topoisomerase type II (double strand cut, ATP-hydrolyzing) activity.
GGCUCAGUCCACAGCUCGCGUCGUAACCUUUUCAGAUCACCUUGGGUCCUAAUUUGAUCCAAUUUCUUCUGCGUCCACUGGCCCACGCCGCCUAAACACGCUCUAGUACAAAUCACCCAUUUGCGCGCGCAGAAUCCCCAAAUUUGAAAUCAUCUGACAAAUGGAAGAGCUCUGCAAAUCCUCCAUUUUCUUCUCCGAUCAAAGCCUCUGCUACGCCGAUAUUCUCUCUCCCCCGGAGGUUCGAGCUAGAAUUGAAGUUGCAGUCCUCAAUUUCUUAAAAGUUCUGAACGCUCCGACGCCUGAAAUCUCCGAUCUUCCUCUGAUUAGUAGAAAGUCGAGCAAUAGCAGAGUGAGUCGCGGAUUAUUAACGGAUGUAUCCUGGAUUUUCUUAUCUCAAUCCUUUUGCAAGCGGUCUUUGAUGAGAGAAAAUACUGCCAAAUCCUUCGUCAGAGUGUGGAUGGUGAUGAAGAUGUGUUACCAGAUACUGCUUCAGGAGAAAAGAGUGACUCAGAGAGAGUUAUUCUACAAGUUGCUUUGCGAUUCACCAGAUUAUUUCCCUUCUCAAUUGCAGGUCAACGGGACCAUCCAAGAUUUAGUGGCAUUGCUUCGAUGCAGUCGUUUCAGCCUUGGGAUUAUGGCAUCUGGCAGAGGAGCGGUUGCUGGCCGCCUAUUGCUGCAGGAGCCAAACAAGGAAGCAGUGGAUUGCUCUACUUGUGGAUCUUCUGGUUAUGCUAUUUCAGGGGACCUGAAUUUGUUAGAGAAAUUGAUCAUGAAGACGGAUGCUCGUUAUAUAAUUGUAGUGGAGAAGCAUGCUAUAUUCCAGAGGCUGGCUGAGGACUGUGUAUUCAAUCAAAUUCCGAGCAUUCUCAUUACAGCCAAAGGAUAUCCAGAUAUUGCUACAAGGUUCUUUCUGCAUCGAAUGAGUCGAGCAUUUCCUGAAAUGCCAAUCUUAGGGCUCGUUGACUGGAAUCCUGCGGGAUUAGCAAUACUGUGCACCUACAAAUUCGGAAGCAUAGGAAUGGGCCUGGAGGCUUACAGAUAUGCUUGCAACGUGAAGUGGCUAGGCAUGAGAAUGGAUGACAUAAGUCAACUUGUCCCUGAAGAAUCUUUAAUCAAUUUGAAGCCUAAGGAUCUUCAAAUUGCCAAAAGCUUGUUGUCCUCAGAUGUAUUGCAGGAUAGCUACAAAGAAGAGUUGGCUACGAUGGUUGAAAGUGGCCGGAGAGCAGAAAUUGAAGCUCUGUACUUUCAUGGAUAUGAAUUUUUGGGAAAGUACUUGGCAACCAAAAUUGUGCAAGCCAAUUACAUCUAGUAUAGUAGACUAUCAAGCUUUUAUGCAUUCGAAUUUAGCCAAAAAGAGCUGCAUUCUUG